AUGCCCAUGAUGGGGAAUGAUGCGAGUGCGGUGCCAGGACCUGAGUCGGGGACUGUUGUCUGGCUGACGACGCAGGUCUCUCGUCGGAACAAGCGGAAGGACAAGGUGUUUGUGAACAAUGCCAUUGUGCGGAGCAAGUGGGACUCGGACAAGACGGUGACGGAGAACUACAAGAACCUCGGUCUGGUGCGGGCGACGAACAUUGCCAUCAACAGCUCUCAGUCCAAGGCCGAUCGGAAGAAGAGUCGUCAGGCUGCCGCAGCGUCGUCAGAUGGUGUCACUACCAUUACCCUUCAGCCUGGUCAGAAGCUGCAGGACCUCAACAUUGUGGCAGAGCUGGAGAAGCAGGCCAAGCGGAAGAAGCCGCUCCGCUUCCGCUCGCUCUCGGCACAGCAGUUCCGUGACAUGCAUGCCUUUGUCAAGAAGCAUGGCGAUGACGUCGCCAAGAUGGCUCGCGACAUGCGCCUCAACCGCUGGCAGAAGACCGCCACACAGCUCGCAAAGUCGCUCGCCAUCUACAACGAGAUGUUCGAGCGCGUCCUCGACGAUCGCUUUGGCGGCAUGGACCUCUACACCACAAACGAGGUCCGUCUCAUCGCCGGCAAGGAGCCGCUUACCAACCGUGAGCAUCGCGCCAUUUCAAAGGCCAACUACAGGGCCCAGAUCGCCCGCAUGGAUGCCGAGGAGGCCGCUGCAGAGGCCGCCGCCGCCGCUGUCAGCGACUAUGACGAGAGCAGCGAGGACGACGGCGAGGAGAGCGAAUGA
Thecamonas trahens ATCC 50062 is the source of this 765-nucleotide messenger RNA. RefSeq lists its product as uncharacterized. The coding region runs from base 1 to 765 and encodes 254 amino acids. The record is from RefSeq and is a predicted model, not a curated record. Gene Ontology annotation, biological process: ribosomal large subunit biogenesis. Gene Ontology annotation, cellular component: nucleolus. The transcript is spliced from 2 exons. NCBI's taxonomy places the organism in Eukaryota, Apusomonadida, Apusomonadidae.